Nerophis lumbriciformis (worm pipefish) is the source of this 3234-nucleotide messenger RNA. The record is from RefSeq and is a predicted model, not a curated record. Lineage: Eukaryota; Metazoa; Chordata; Actinopteri; Syngnathiformes; Syngnathidae.
UUCUGUCACGACGUGUGUUGACUCAUGUUUAGUAGUGCAGCUAGUAAAAGUGCAAUUAUAUCGCUGCCUUAACUUUAUUCAUUAUGUCCUGGUAAAGGCAACAUUCAACGACUUUAUGGUGGGAGACAUGCUAAGGCUGUUCAUUUAAUGACCGUACGAGGAAGACGUCGGCUAAUGUUAGCGUGCUGACAUCCACGGGGCCCGAGGAGAUCCUGCGGUUUUCCUGCCCGGAGAAGUCCCGGGGAAGCGUCAGUUCGGCGGCUUAGCGUCACUCCCAUCCCCGCCCUCUGUGACACCGGAAGAGCCCCGCCACCUAGUGGCAAACAUCCAACAUGGCAGGGGUUUGUGGUUGUUGUGGGGCUCUCAGGCCUCGCUACAAGAGACUGGUGGACAACAUCUUCCCCGAAGACCCAGAGGAUGGAUUGGUGAAGGCCAACAUGGAGAAGCUGACAUUUUACGCCCUGUCGGCUCCAGAGAAGCUGGAUCGCAUCGGAGCAUACCUGUCUGAAAGGCUGUCAAGGGACGUAGCCCGCCACAGAUAUGGGUAUGUUUGUAUAGCCAUGGAAGCCCUAGACCAGCUGCUGAUGGCCUGCCACUGCCAGAGCAUCAAUUUAUUUGUGGAGAGCUUCCUCAAGAUGGUCCGUAAACUGCUCGAGUCCGAUAAACCCAAUCUACAGAUCCUGGGAACCAACUCAUUUGUGAAGUUUGCCAACAUAGAGGAGGACACACCCUCCUAUCACCGCAGUUACGACUUCUUUGUGUCACGCUUCAGUGAGAUGUGCCACUCUGGCUACGAAGACCCCGAUGAACGCACCAAUAUCCGCAUGGCAGGCAUCAAGGGUCUGCAGGGCGUGGUGAGGAAGACCGUGAAUGACGAGCUCCAAGCCAACAUCUGGGACCCUCAGCACAUGGACAAGAUCGUCCCGUCUCUUCUGUUCAACCUGCAGAGUGGAGGGCGCACAGAGAGUCGCUCGCCCUCUCCGCUGCAGGCGUCGGACAAGGAGAAAGAAAGCCCAGUGGAGCUGACAGAGCGCUGCUUCAGGGAGCUGCUGGGACGAGCCGCCUACGGAAACAUUAAGAACGCUGUCACCCCUGUGCUAAUGCAUUUAGACAAUCACUCUCUAUGGCAGGGAAAGACCUUCGCCGUGCGGUGCUUUAAAAUCAUCAUGUACUCCAUUCAGUCUCAGCAUUCUCACUUGGUCAUACAACAACUUCUUGGUCAUUUGGACGCCAACAGCAAGAAUUCAGCCACCAUCCGAGCUGGGAUAGUUGAGGUUUUGCUGGAAGCGGCCGCCAUUGCAGCCAGUGGCUCCGUAGGUGAGGUGCAGAACAUUUAUCAGCGUCAAGACACUUUCAUCCGGCCUUUACUGACUGGUUGUUGUGUGCCUGUUGCAGGCCCCACCGUGCUGGAGGUGUUCAACACUCUCCUGCGACAGCUCCGUCUGAGCGUGGACUACGAGUUGACCGGCUCCUACGAUGGCAGCACCAACAUCGGCACCAAGAUCAUCAAAGCUCACGAAGAGAGGCAGUUGCAGGAGGCUGUCAUCAGAACCAUUGGUUCCUUUGCCAACACUUUACCCACUUACCAGAGGUCAGAAGUCAUGCUUUUCAUUAUGGGCAAGAUCCCUGUCCCUGGUGUUCACCCCCUAAUACCUUCUGCAGGUUCUGGACCUGAGAGUACUAGGAUGAUUCAGGUUAUGUUACUUAAGUCCUUGGUUCAGGUGACUGCAGGUUUCCAGACCACCAACAUGCUGACCGCUCUUCCCAGCUCUUUCUUGGAGCCUCUGCUGUCUUUCUCCCUAACCGAGGACCCAGAGGUUCGACUGCUGGUGCUCCACAUACUUCUUAGUCUCAUUGACAGGCAUGACAACAAGCCCAAAUUCUCUACCAUUAGCAUUAUUACGGACAUCUCUGUGCUGAAACUCAAAGUUGACAAGUGUUCCAGACAGGAUAACUUGUUUAUGAAAAAGCAUGGCCAGCAGCUAUACAGACACAUCUACCUGGGCUGCAAAGAGCAGAGCAGUGGCCGGGAGCACUACGAGAGUCUCUUCGCCUUACUGGGUCUUCUCAGCGUUGAGCUCGCCAAUGAAGAAGUAGUCGUGGACCUCAUUCGCCUGGCGCUGGCUCUGCAGGACCUGGCUCUGUCCACCGAUGAGGCGCUUCCCGUUUAUAACCGUUGUGCAGUUCACGCACUUGCCGGUGCCUACCUCAACCUCAUCUGCCAGCUAACAACUGUCCCCGCUUUCUGCCAGCACAUACAUGAGGUAAUCGAGGCGAGACAGAAGGAAAGUCCAUACCUGUUGCCUGAAGAUGUCUUUAUUGAUAUGCCCAGGCUCCCAUCCUCGCUUGACAAAGUGGAAAGUGACUUGUUGUUCCUCCAGUCAAAGAUCACAGAAGUCCUCGGAGGUAGCGGGUACAACACAGAGCGACUGGUGACCCCUUACGUCCCUCAGUACACUGAUGAGGACCGUCUGUCGAAGAGAAAGAGCAUCGGGGAGACGAUCUCACUCCAGGUUGAAGUGGAGUCCCGAAACAGUCCGGAGAAAGAGGAGCGGACUCCAGCUGAGGAGAUCACUUUCGAAACGCUGAAAAACGCCAUUGUGGACAGUGUUGGCAUGGAGGAGCAGGAGCGAGAGCGGAGGAGGCUGGUGGUGGAAAAGUUCCAGAAAGCUCCCUUCGAGGAAAUAGCUGCCCACUGCGGUGCUCGGGCCACGCUGCUGCAGAGCAAACUAAACCAAAUUUUUGAGAUUACAAUCAGACCCCCUCCGAGCCCAUCUGGAACCAUUUCAUCCGGCUACGGCCAGAACCAGACUCGAUCCGUGCCCAUCUACGAGAUGAAGUUUCCCGACCUUUGUGUGUAUUAAGACUGUUUAUUCUCCUCGUCGGGGAGGGAAACGUCACAGCCAGAACUCUUAAGAACAGGCCACAUUUUUUUUUGUUGUGAUUACACCCGGCGAAGGAGCUCGUCAUUAUGUAGAGAACCUUUCUCAGACUGUCUUUUUUUUUCCAUCUGCACUGAUUUUUGUUAUGCUUUUUUUUUUGUUUUUUUUUGCCAAAAGUGCUUUCCUUCCCCAAAUUCUUAUUUUAUUAGUCAGAUAAAAACUCCUUACACUAAACAGUAGGUGUUCUUAUCCUUUAAAGGGGAACAUUAUCACCAGACCUAUGUAAGCGUCAAUAUACAGGUAAAAGCCAGUAAAUUAGAAUAUUUUGAAAAACUCGAUUUAUUUCAGUAAU